AUGGGCAGUGGACGACGAUGCGCCGAGUGGCUGGGCUUCACCAGGCGCAAGUCUAACCUUACCACCAACUGCUGCCACAUCCAAUGUCGGAUGGUCCGGGUGGGGCGGGGAGCACGGCUUGAACUCGAGCCAGACAUCGCUGUCAACGAGGGCAAGAGAGGGAAGCCUGGGUCAGCCCAGCCCAACCACUACUUGGCCGGCUUCUGCAUCUUUGACACCUGGUCAGGGCAAGACGCUGUACAUAUCUCGGCCGAGCAGGCCGCCUUCUCGACGCUGGAUAGUCACGAGGAAGCAGAGGAAGAGAAGGAUGACAAUAAUUACAACAAAGAAGACGGGGCUGCCGAAGUUGAUGAUUCCGCCAGAGACCUCGUUACUACACCCACAUUGGCCCAGGACCCGACUGUCGAGGCCGUAACAGAGAGCAGCGAGGACAAUGAACCAGAUCCUCAGACACACGAGGAGGGUAGGGAGCGUCUGGACUCGCCCAGCCUCUCGAGACGGUCCUCAGUCUCGCACGACAGCCGCCAUGAGGAGAGGCUAGACUCACCUCUUACCUCCAUGGACGAGGAUUGCAAAGAUCGUGCUGCCAUACCUCGGAGAUCUUCUGCCAAGGUGCAGGAGCUGGUGGACAAGUACGAUGGCCUGGCCAAAAUCACGGGCGAUUCGCUGUUGGUCCCUGCCUCUAACGAGGGCAGGCGACGCAGCGCAAGUCGAUCCAUGAGCAUCAGGAGCUUCCAGACCGAUGUCACAAGUGAUUUUGGUGACUUUGAGGACGCUGAGGACUCUGAUUCCGGCAAGCCAUCACGCAAGCCUUCAGUGACAGGAUCACCUCGUCCAGGCAAUUCGCGGGCGGGCCGCGUUCGCUCUCUUUCGAAAGCAUCGUUGCGAAAAGCCUCUGUGGCAUCUGGAAUCGCUGCGGUCACGAGCCCGAUACAGGAAGAAGAGCACUUGGGUCAUAUCGAAAAUAUGCGUGCCAAAUUUGGUCCCAUCAGCUUCACCCCGGAUCUGGAGCUUGUCAACAAGCUGUUUGAUGGACCCAAACUGGACAAGGAGCAGCCAAGUGCAAAGGACUACAGCCUGGAUGCUGUCGAGGGCAUCAUCAAAGAUAGCUUCACCACGGUCUCGGAGCGCAAGACAUGGUAUCGGAUCUCUCGGCCGGGCACAAUGCGCAAGCAUGACCUGGGCGAUGACGACACUUAUCGUCGGGUUUCCUGGGUCGGCUCCAAGGUCCGGGAGGAUGCUAGCAAGAUUGUUCGUCGUUGGAUGGAAGAGGGCCCGUAUGCAGGUCGCUCGGCAGCAGGCGGACGGUCUAUGGCCAAAGGCGGCGCUUUUGACUGGGACGCAAAAGCCAAAGCAGAACCGUUGUCGUUUGAUGAGAUCUUUGGUGCAGGCGGCGGGGCCAGCUCACUCCAGAGACGUCUCGGUGGGCGUCAGGAGCCUACCGCCGCGUUCACCGAUGAGUAUCCCUUUGCCACCUGCUGGGCCAACCUUUGGGUGGAGUACAGGUACCAAUGGCUCACUGACACCUGCCUCGCCACGGCCACCCAGCGAGUAUACCAGGCCGUCUUUUGA
Cryphonectria parasitica EP155 is the source of this 1572-nucleotide messenger RNA. RefSeq lists its product as uncharacterized. The transcript has 3 exons. Lineage: Eukaryota; Fungi; Ascomycota; Sordariomycetes; Diaporthales; Cryphonectriaceae. The record is from RefSeq and is a predicted model, not a curated record. Bases 1 to 1572 code for a protein of 523 amino acids.